Fraxinus pennsylvanica is the source of this 597-nucleotide messenger RNA. Lineage: Eukaryota; Viridiplantae; Streptophyta; Magnoliopsida; Lamiales; Oleaceae. The record is from the annotation of a GenBank genome assembly.
AUGGGAGUUUCUAUUCCUGUUCUUGUAAUUAUAAUCUCCCUUCACGUCAUUGCCUUCGUACUUGCUGUCGGUGCUGAACGACGACGUAGCACGGCAGUUGUGGUGCCGGACAAGUAUGAUGAGCAGACAUACUGUUUGUACGGCACCGACGCGUCGACGGUGUACGGUUUGACGGCGUUUGGACUUCUAUUGAUUAGCCAGACGGUGGUUAACGGCGUCACCAGGUGCUUGUGUUUUGGCAGAGGGAUGAUGAGUGGGGGCUCUACAACUUGCGCUGUUUUCUUCUUCAUUUUCUCAUGGGUUAGCUUUUUGGGAGCAGAGGCAUGCUUAUUGGCAGGAUCAGCAAGGAAUGCUUAUCAUACCAAAUACCGUGCAAGUUUUCAUAUCGAGCACUUAUCAUGUACCACUCUUCGGAAGGGUGUAUUUGCAGCCGGUGCUGCUCUAACAUUAUUAUCAAUGAUGGGUUCUAUUCUGUAUUACUGGUCCCAUUCAAAGGCUGAUACGGGUGGAUGGGAAAGGCAUAACAACGGAGGAGUUGGAAUGACCACUUCAAGUUUUGCAGAAAAUCAGCAGCAUCAAAAAAGCAGUGGAUUUUAA